Quercus lobata is the source of this 3301-nucleotide messenger RNA. Its product is annotated as putative disease resistance protein At1g50180. NCBI's taxonomy places the organism in Eukaryota, Viridiplantae, Streptophyta, Magnoliopsida, Fagales, Fagaceae. The record is from RefSeq and is a predicted model, not a curated record. Gene Ontology annotation, molecular function: ADP binding. Gene Ontology annotation, biological process: defense response to other organism. The coding region runs from base 209 to 2917 and encodes 902 amino acids. The transcript has 3 exons.
UUGAAUUGACACAAAAUUGUCAGAUUGCAAGAUGAAGAAAACACAAAAGCCAAAAGGUAGAGCAAAACUACAAAUUUUUGAGUUUUAAGUAGAGUAUGUCCGAAAUGGGAAGGUUUGAGUGAAAUUAUACAAAGAGAGUGCAGAUUCGUUGUGAGCAAAUAAACAUUCAAAGCUCCCAUUCCAUUCAUCUUCUUUUCGGGGAAGUGAAAUGGCCGAGGCGGUUGUUUCCGGUGUGGUGACAAGGAUUGGUGACUUGCUCGUACAAGAAGGAAAAUUCUUGGCCGGGGUGAGUAACCAAGUUGAGCUGCUACAAAUUGAGCUCAAACUUAUGCAAGGCUUAUUAAAGGAUGCAGAUGCAAGGCAGAAUGAGUCAGAGCUUGUAAGGCAGUGGGUUGCUGAAAUAAGAGAUCUUGCUUAUGAUGCAGAUGAUAUCAUUGCCACUCAUGCCCACACAGUUGGAUCCCGAAAGGGAGGAGGUGUACAAAAGGUUCUCGAGAGGUGCAGUCGCAUCUUGGAUGAAGGAAUUACAGUGCACCAGGUUGGGUCAAAGAUUGAAGAUAUCAUGACAAAAAUUUCUAACUUGAAAACAAGUUUUCAAGGCUAUGGCAUAAGAGAAUCUAUGAUAAAAGGAGGUGGAUCCAGUUCUUUUAAUGAGAGUCAACGAGAGCAAAGGCAAACAUUUUCUCAUCUUGAACAUGACGUUGUUGGGUUUGACGAUGACUUGAAUAAAUUGGUGGAGUUUUUGCUUAAAGAAGGCGAAAACAGCAGAGUAGCUUCCAUAUGUGGUAUGGGUGGUUUGGGAAAGACCACUCUUGCUAAGAUGGUUUAUAAUUACCGCGAAGUCAAGCAACACUUUGAUUGUCAUGCUUGGGUAUAUAUUUCACAACAAUGUCAAAGAAGGCGUGUUUGGGAAGAAAUUUUGAUUAGCCUUCUGUCUAAAGAUCAAAGGAAUGAAAUUCAAAAGUUGAAGGAUGCAGAGAUUGUUGAGAAACUUCGUCAAGUUCAAUGCGAGAAAAAGUGUUUGGUGAUUUUAGACGAUAUUUGGAACAUUGAGGCCUGGAACAGUGUACGGGAAGCCUUCCUAGUGAGGAGUACUGGUAGCAAAAUAUUGCUUACCUCUCGUAAUAAACAAGUGUGUUUGCAUGUAGACCCCAGAAGUUUCCUUUGUGAAUUGCAAUGUCUAAAUGAAGAACGGAGUUGGGAAUUACUUGACAAGAUAGCAAUAUCUUGGAGAGAAGAUUGUGUGACAAAAACUUACAUGGAGAAGUUUGGAAAGGAAAUGAUUGGAUAUUGUGGGGGUUUGCCAUUGGCCAUCACUGUACUUGGAGGUCUUUUAGCAGCAAAGCAAACACAGGAAGAAUGGGAGGAUGUGCUUAGACAUAUCAAAUCAUACCUUCAUGUAGAACAAAACUUAAGAGUCAACAAAGUUUUAGCUUUAAGCUAUAAUGAUUUACCUUGUCACUUGAAACCAUGCUUUCUAUAUUUAGGUCAUUUUCCAGAGGAUUUUGAGAUACCGACGAAAGAAUUGAUUCGGAUGUGGAUGGGAGAAGGUUUUGUAUCGGAAAUUCAGCACAAUAGAGGAAGAGAGGAUACAAUGGAUGAUGUGGGAUACCGAUAUUUAAGGGAGCUAGUGCAAAGAUGCAUGGUUUUGGUGGGGAAAAUGGGCUCACUUGGAAGGAUUAAAACUUGUCGAAUGCAUGAUCUUAUGCGAGACUUUUGUGUAUCAAAGGCCCAAGAGGAAAAUUUUCUCCAUAUUACCAAUAUUCUUUCCUUGAAACGGCGUGAAGCGCAAAACGGUAAGGUUCGAAGACUUGCUAUCAUUUUGGAAUCAAAUGAUUAUUACAUCACAGGAAUUAAAUUCAGUGAAUAUCCAUACCUUAGGUCUCUUCUCUACCUUCUGCCUCUACCUUAUGAAAAUAAUUGGAUUCAAAGUUAUUCUGAUUUUAAAGAAUCAUGUUUCAAGAAAUUCAAGUUGGUUAGAGUCUUACAUCUGGAAAGUUUUCGAAAACGCGGCCGCAAAUUAUCUAAAGACAUUGGAUGUCUCAUCCACUUGAGAUAUUUAUCUCUCAAAAAUAGCAAUAUAAAUAAGGUGUCAUCAUCUAUUGGCAAUUUGAGGUGCCUGGAGACACUAGAUUUGCGGAUCUUCUCCAAAUCGAGAGUGCCAAAUGUGUUCAAGUAUAUGAAACAAUUGAAACAUCUUUAUUUACCUUGGAGUUAUAGGGUAUGUUGUAAGUUGGAAUUGGGUAAUCUUAGUUAUUUGCAAACAUUGGUGAAUGUUAAGCCCAAAACCAUCCAAAUUCCCACAUGGUUCAAAUUCAACCUUCUUCGGGUUCUUAAAGUGAGGAAUAAAAAAGGAGCCCAAGAUGCAAUACAAAUGCUAAUAUCAAGGUGUCCACUUAUAGAAAAGCUACAUCUAUAUAAACAUUUAAAGAAGCUUCCAGAAGCUCACCAAUUCUCUCCAAAUCUAGCCAAGUUGACUUUAUCAGGGACUAAACUUGAGGAAGACCCAAUGGAAACGUUAGAGAAGUUACCCAACUUAAAAAUCCUCUGCUUCCGUCAUGCGAUGGAGAAGACAUCUAGACACACAUACGUUGGAUGUGCAACCUUUAAUGGGAAGAAUAUGGUUUGUUCUGAAAGAGGAUUUCCUCUGCUUCAAUCUCUUCUCCUUUCUAACUUGUACGAAUUAGAGGAGUGGAGGGUGGAGGAAGGAGCCAUGCCCAGUCUCUGCCGUUUGGAAAUUGAAUUUUGCUGUCAAUUGAAGAUGGUACCUGAUGGAUUGAGGUUCAUCACAACCCUCCAGCAAUUGGAGAUCAAAAAAAUGUCAAAGUCAUUCAAAGACAGGCUUAACGAAGGAGGACCAGAUUUUGACAAAGUCAAACAUGUGCCUUCCCUUGUAUUUCAAAGAUGUGACUACUGAUAAUCUUUACCUAACAAGGUGAAAUCAUCCAUGGUCUGCUACUGGUACGGGUUAGUGUCAGUUAAACAAUUUCAAGGAUAUGAUUGCACCGACUCAUUAAACAUAUUCUCUGAUGCCUAUGUGUAGUGAUGUAAAGAAUUGUUUGUUUGGUGAUGGUACUCUGCAUUGUGAUAUUUUAUUGGGCGGUUUGUUUGCAUUAGUGUGUUUGUUUUAGUGUUUCUUUCUUGCUCCGCUUUGCUGCUCUGCUAUGAUUGCACUCUUUGUUCAUGUAUUAUGUUGUAUAAGAGAAACCAAUGUAUCAUUGGAGGAGAAAAAUAAUUCUUCAUUUAAUGUGGGAUUCCUCAUAUUUCUUCAAGUUAUGCUUAUCUCACAGCAUUUUAGUUA